UCCGGUGAACGAUACAGACAGUUAAAUGUAAUCAUUACCAUAUUUCGGCAAAAGUAAACAACACUUCUUCCCAAUGGAAGGGAGCAGUCCACUCCUAUUGUUUCUCCUGUUUGCUGCUGCUCUAGCAGUAAGCAAAGGACAUAUGCUGGACUGUAACUUUGAGCAAGACUUCUGCCAGUGGAGACAGGUCACAGGGGCAGAUAGCUUGGACUGGCAGCGACAUUCUGGCAGCACCCCUUUAUCCACCACGGGACUCAGUUUUGACCACACAACGGGCAAAAAUGGUUCCUACGCGUACGUCUACUUCGAUAGUUCCAAUGGUAUAGCAGGCGCCACAGCCCAGCUGUACAGCCCCUUGCUGACUGUCGGGAGGAACAACUACAUGUGCCUGACGUUCUGGUACCAAAUGAAUGGGGGACACACAGGCACCCUGACACUGUACCACAACAACACCAGGCUGUGGGCUCUGUCUGGUGGUCAAGGCAACGUGUGGCUGCAGGCGCAAGAUCACAAUCGCGGACAUUUCUCACGAGGAGAUUGUGUUUGAAGCACAGAGAGAAGGUUUUGCAUCAGGCGACAUCGCUAUUGAUGAUAUUCUGAUGAAAAAUGGUGCCUGUGUUGAUGCAGAUUCCUGUGACUUUGAGAAAGACCUGUGUUUGUGGACCAAUGCUCAUGACAGAAA
Messenger RNA from Pomacea canaliculata, 682 nucleotides. RefSeq names its product MAM and LDL-receptor class A domain-containing protein 1-like. Gene Ontology annotation, biological process: nervous system development. The transcript has 5 exons. The record is from RefSeq and is a predicted model, not a curated record. Lineage: Eukaryota; Metazoa; Mollusca; Gastropoda; Architaenioglossa; Ampullariidae. Bases 74 to 547 code for a protein of 157 amino acids. Gene Ontology annotation, cellular component: membrane.